Messenger RNA from Strongylus vulgaris, 588 nucleotides. NCBI's taxonomy places the organism in Eukaryota, Metazoa, Nematoda, Chromadorea, Rhabditida, Strongylidae. The record is from the annotation of a GenBank genome assembly.
AUGGGUCAAGUCUUCUUCCUUAUCUACAAAUUUUGGCAUUAUGUUGUUUUAAGAUUUGCACAAGAGGAUUUUUAUCACUGCGUUGCGGCAGCGAGAGUGAAUGGAGAUGAGUUGGAAAAAGGUGUAGCAGCGCUUCGCCAAAAUGUUACUAAGCUGGAAAAUUGUCUCAAAACAUAUCAAAAACAAGGCGACGAUGACUCAUUUGUUGAAGUGAUGUCUCCUUUCUUAUCGAAAGCUCAAGGAGAGUUGGAUAUCAUAACUACGCUGCACAGCAAAAUGAAAUCUGACUGGGCAAACUUCUCCAAAUAUUAUGCGUUUGACACAAAGAAGUACCCUAUGGAACAGUUCUUUGCAGAUAUGAAGACGUUUAAAGAACAGUACGAGGGUGUUUAUCGAGAACUAGAGAUGGAGAGGCUAAGAGCCGAGAAGGAGUCUGAAGAUUUUUGCCCACUUUCAGGGAGGGCUGCUUUGCAACGUCAGCGAUCACGAGGAGCAGAUUUUCUUCUCCGGGAGGCCCUAGAGAACGGUAGCGUCAGUGCUUAUGCUCCUCGUACGCCGUUAUCUGUUAUACCACCUGCUCCUGAGAAG